CGACCAUUGCGUAAGCAAGGACAACCAAUUGUUUCCUUGGCCCACAUACGAAGCCGCCGCGCCUGUGGGCGUUUCUGAGUCGAGGGGGAGUGGCUCGCCAGCGAGAAAGACGGUUUCAGGCCAGACUGUGGCGCCAUGGAAGAGUACGCUCGCGAACCUUGCCCAUGGCGAAUUGUGGACGAUUGCGGUGGAGCCUUCACUAUGGGUGUCAUUGGUGGUGGAGUCUUCCAGGCUAUCAAGGGCUUUCGCAAUGCCCCUGUUGGAAUUCGACACCGGCUCAGAGGUAGUGUCAAUGCUGUAAGGAUCCGGGCACCCCAGAUCGGAGGUAGCUUUGCAGUGUGGGGAGGCCUAUUUUCCACCAUUGACUGUGGCCUUGUACGGCUGCGGGGCAAGGAAGACCCCUGGAACUCCAUCACCAGUGGAGCGUUGACUGGAGCAGUGCUGGCUGCACGCAGUGGUCCACUAGCCAUGGUGGGCUCUGCGAUGAUGGGGGGCAUCCUGUUGGCCCUCAUCGAGGGUGUUGGCAUCCUUCUUACUCGCUAUACUGCCCAGCAGUUUCGCAAUGCACCCCCAUUCUUGGAGGACCCCAACCAGCUAACCCCUAAAGAGGGAGCUCCGGCCCCAGGUUAUCCCAACUACCAGCAGUACCACUGAGGAACCCGCUGCCUGCCCCUGCCAUCGUGGGAGCUGCUCCUCAGUUCCCUCCUGGACGAUCUACCUCCAAGGGAGGACUGGCUCCUACAUAGCCCUGAGCCCUUCAGAGAGGGCCUCUGCUCUACUCCCUUGUUCUGUGGUAGGGGUGGGGGCACCCCAGCAGCCUUGUCACAUGGGUCCCCUUUUUUGUCUGUCUCUCAGGGUACCUCAGCCUCACACAUGUAACAAUCUUUAACCCCAGAUCUUCGUGUGGCACCCUGAUGAAUGUUU
Messenger RNA from Acomys russatus (golden spiny mouse), 924 nucleotides. RefSeq names its product translocase of inner mitochondrial membrane 17B (gene Timm17b). Lineage: Eukaryota; Metazoa; Chordata; Mammalia; Rodentia; Muridae. The transcript has 6 exons. The record is from RefSeq and is a predicted model, not a curated record. Gene Ontology annotation, molecular function: transmembrane protein transporter activity. Gene Ontology annotation, cellular component: TIM23 mitochondrial import inner membrane translocase complex; mitochondrial inner membrane. The coding region runs from base 136 to 654 and encodes 172 amino acids. Gene Ontology annotation, biological process: protein import into mitochondrial matrix.